AUCUGAUGCAUUUGACUAUCUUUUAUCCAACUGCCUAGAAGCAAAUGUGUUAACUCGCCGUUGUCUCUUCAUGCCUGGGUUCUCGGAGAGAACAGAGGACGUCCAGACCCAUUUCCGCUGGAUUGGGAGCAGCUGCAUGGUUGUGGACCCCGAUCUGUGGAUCCUUUUGCCCAGAGAUUUGGAAGGAGCCUGGAUUAACCUGUUUCCAGGUACAUCGCAAGGUCACCACAGGGUCUUACAGCCCUCAUGCUUUGGUUCACAUAGACCUUUUUGUCUUGACCAGAAGGAUAUUUACAUUUCCCUCCACAGCAUUUGAAGCCCAAAGUUCAGUCUUUUGAGCUGGUUUGCUGUACAAACAAGGUAAUGAGGACUGCUUUUCAAACUGCUUAGCAAAAUCCCUGACUCCUCCUCAGCCCUUUCCCGGCUCACUCCUCCCCAACAAAAUGUCACCAGCUCUUGAAUUACGUGGAUUUGGGUUGGAGGAUAACUUGAAGGAAACGUGAUCAAACCUCUAUGCCCGGCCGGUGUCGAUGCAGCAAGCGGUCCAGCGGACAUCGAAGCCGAUCUCGAGCCGGACCAGUCAGUCCCCUCCCAGCCUCUCCUUCCUGGUGCGGCUCUGGGACUGUGUGUUUGUGUGUGCAAGUGUGAGUGCGAGUGCGCGCGCGCCCGGCUGUGAGUGAGUGUGAGAGAGUGUGCGUGUGUGUGUGUGUGUGUGUGUGCGCGCGUGUGUGCGUGCGCGGCCGCCCUGCCUCUGCCCGCUCCCCGGGCGCGGAUCCGCGGGUUUCAAGGGGCGAUCGCCGCGGAUCCCCCACCCAGCGCGACCUACAGGCAGCGGCGGCAGUGGUAGGAGCCGCCUCUCUGACUCCUUAGGAUGCGGGUGCUGAGCUAUGGCAAAGGGCAGCGAAGUGACGAGCGAGACCCGCGUAUGACUGUGAAAGCCACCUGGAGCCACCUUGCCGGGAUUGUACCUGCGGGCAGAAAGUCCUCCUACGACCGUCUUUACCCCUAGAGGCACCAGAGUUCCUGUAACCGUUCGGCCAGGUGGUGAGAAGUUAUGUAGUAGCUGAACAUCCUUAUUCCUAACACCAUCUUCAAAUCAGCUUUGGAAAUGCUUUCACCCUGUCUGUCUUCUGCAGCAGCCAAGCCGAGUGCUGACGCCUUCACAGCAGUGAAGAACUCUUCAGGCUCCAGAAGCUCUUAAACCUAAUCUACAAUGGAAAAAUUUCUUUUUUAUCUGUUUUUCAUUGGCAUAGCAGUGAAAGCUCAGAUCUGUCCAAAGCGUUGUGUUUGUCAGAUUUUGUCUCCUAAUCUUGCAACCCUUUGUGCCAAGAAAGGGCUUCUGUUUGUUCCACCAAACAUUGACAGAAGAACUGUGGAACUGCGAUUGGCAGACAAUUUUGUUACAAAUAUUAAAAGAAAAGAUUUUGCCAAUAUGACCAGCUUGGUGGACCUGACUCUGUCCAGGAAUACAAUAAGUUUUAUUACACCUCAUGCUUUUGCUGACUUGAGAAAUUUGAGAGCAUUGCAUUUAAAUAGCAACAGAUUGACUAAAAUUACAAAUGAUAUGUUCAGUGGGCUUUCCAAUCUCCAUCACUUGAUAUUGAACAACAAUCAGCUGACUUUAAUUUCUUCUACAGCAUUUGAUGAUGUCUUUGCCCUUGAAGAACUGGAUCUGUCCUAUAAUAAUCUAGAAACAAUUCCUUGGGAUGCUGUUGAGAAGAUGAUUAGCUUGCAUACUCUUAGUUUGGAUCACAAUAUGAUUGACAAUAUUCCCAAGGGGACUUUCUCCCACUUGCACAAGAUGACUCGGCUAGAUGUAACAUCAAAUAAAUUGCAGAAGCUGCCACCUGACCCUCUCUUUCAGAGAGCUCAGGUACUAGCAACCUCAGGAAUCAUAAGCCCAUCUACUUUUGCAUUAAGCUUUGGUGGAAACCCUUUGCAUUGCAAUUGUGAAUUGUUGUGGUUGAGACGCCUGUCCAGAGAAGAUGACCUAGAGACUUGUGCCUCUCCUGCACUUUUAACUGGUCGCUAUUUUUGGUCAAUUCCUGAAGAAGAGUUUUUGUGUGAGCCUCCUCUCAUUACUCGCCAUACGCAUGAGAUGCGAGUCCUGGAAGGUCAGAGGGCUACACUGAGGUGCAAAGCCAGAGGGGAUCCUGAACCUGCAAUUCACUGGAUUUCUCCAGAAGGGAAGCUCAUUUCAAAUGCAACUAGAUCGCUGGUGUAUGAUAACGGAACACUUGACAUUCUUAUAACAACUGUGAAGGACACAGGUGCUUUUACCUGCAUUGCUUCCAAUCCUGCUGGGGAAGCAACACAAACAAUGGAUCUACACAUAAUUAAACUUCCUCACUUACUAAACAGUACAAAUCAUAUCCAUGAGCCAGAUCCGGGUUCUUCAGAUAUCUCAACUUCUACUAAGUCAGGUUCUAAUGCAAGCAGCAGUAAUGGUGAUACAAAGAUGAGUCAAGAUAAAAUUGUGGUGGCAGAAGCAACAUCAUCUACAGCACUACUUAAAUUUAAUUUUCAAAGAAAUAUCCCUGGAAUACGUAUGUUUCAGAUCCAGUACAAUGGUACUUAUGAUGACACCCUUGUUUACAGAAUGAUACCUCCUACGAGCAAAACUUUUCUUGUCAAUAACCUGGCUGCUGGAACUAUGUAUGACUUGUGUGUCUUGGCAAUAUAUGAUGAUGGCAUCACUUCCCUGACUGCCACAAGAGUCGUGGGUUGCAUCCAGUUUACUACAGAACAGGAUUAUGUGCGUUGCCAUUUCAUGCAGUCCCAGUUUUUGGGAGGCACCAUGAUUAUUAUUAUUGGUGGAAUUAUUGUAGCGUCUGUGCUGGUUUUCAUCAUCAUCCUUAUGAUCCGGUAUAAGGUUUGUAACAAUAAUGGACAACACAAGGUCACCAAGGUCAGCAAUGUUUAUUCUCAGACUAAUGGGGCCCAAAUGCAAGGCUGCAGUGUGACGCUGCCCCAGUCCAUGUCCAAACAAGCUAUGGGACAUGAAGAAAAUGCUCAAUGUUGUAAAGUUGCCAAUGACAAUGUUAUCCAGCCUUCAGAAACUUGUUCAAGUCAGGACUCCUCUACCACUACCUCUGCUCUGCCUCCUACCUGGACUUCAAGUACUUCUGGUUUCCAAAAGCAGAAACGAAAGACUGGCACAAAGCCAAGUACCGAACCGCAGAAUGAGGUUGUCACAAAUAUUGAGGCCCAGAACACUAACAGGAACAACUCGACUGCAUUGCAGUUAGCUAGUCGACCUCCUGAUUCUGUCACAGAGGGACCUGCAUCUAAAAGAGCACAUUCAAAGCCAAAUGCUUUGCUCACUAAUGUUGACCAGAUUGCCCAGGAAACACAGCGGCUGGAGUUAAUCUGAAGAGCACCACUUCUUCUCUGUCUACUGAAAAAAGUUGCCACUGAUAUUUUUACUGGAUAAAACAAACAAACAAACAAAAUGUUUCAUUUCACAAGACUAGCUGUUGAACUCGUGUCCUAGACAAAAUUUUCCACAGGAGUCCAGGAGAAUUCUCUGGUAUUGGCAGAACUGGCUCUAUCAGACCAUAUGGUUCAUUCCCCUUUAAAACCAAAUUUUUUUUGGCCUCCAAAUAUGUUUUUUUAAAAGGAAGGAAGGAAACAUUGGCAUCAGGUUCUGUAUCAAUCCAUGUUACAUUGCCAUCCCUGAUUUAACAGACUGUAGAAUCUUGAAUAAUCUAUAUCACUUUAACAAAUAAAUGUUUUACUAUGACAAA
Messenger RNA from Elephantulus edwardii (Cape elephant shrew), 3746 nucleotides. It is a transcript of the gene LRFN5, whose product is annotated as leucine rich repeat and fibronectin type III domain containing 5. The record is from RefSeq and is a predicted model, not a curated record. The coding region runs from base 1214 to 3373 and encodes 719 amino acids. Lineage: Eukaryota; Metazoa; Chordata; Mammalia; Macroscelidea; Macroscelididae. The transcript is spliced from 6 exons. Gene Ontology annotation, molecular function: protein binding.